Wyeomyia smithii (pitcher-plant mosquito) is the source of this 9734-nucleotide messenger RNA. RefSeq lists its product as uncharacterized. NCBI's taxonomy places the organism in Eukaryota, Metazoa, Arthropoda, Insecta, Diptera, Culicidae. The coding region runs from base 286 to 9240 and encodes 2984 amino acids. The transcript has 9 exons. The record is from RefSeq and is a predicted model, not a curated record.
AAAGUUUUUUGUGUGUGCCAGGUUCUUGCGAGAGUCGAGGAACAGAAAAAAAAACUUUUUUCUGCAUUCUACGCCUACUUAGUUUAAUGUGUGGAGAACUAUUACUACUAUUACUGGGUAAAGUAAAACAGGGUUCGAAAAUUUCGUAAAAUCGUGCGGAUUCCGGUGAAACAACCGAAAAGGCACGGGGAAAAGUAGCGGAAAAAUUCGCGACUCGCGACGACAGCAAAGUGUGGCCCGUGCGUAUUGUGUGGACGGACAGUGUAGUGCGGUGCGGUAAAAAAGAUGUCUUCUGUCCUCCUGCAAGAAGCCUCAACAGCAACGGCGACGCUCGAACUGUCAAAUGGGAAUCCCGGAAAUCCUGUUGUGCAGUCCGUCUGCGGCGAGGACACUUUCUACUGGCAGUGCUCACUAGAGUCACUUGCACAGAAGGUGAUUGUUGGCGAUACGGUUGCUGCUGAUGCAAAGAAUAAAAAGAAGCAGCCUUCGUCUUCAGCACUGGAGGAAGAACAACAUAAGGAUGGGAAGCAGCAGUCAAGUGUUGGCAGCAGUCCGUGUCCAGUGGUGGCCACCGUUCCAAGCACCGCUUGUGACGCAGCAGAGGUUAUCGACGAUAAUGAGCAAUCGGAAGAAAGCUGCCAAGCUAGUGGUACAGGCGACCCGGAAACCGCAGAUGCUGAAGAACACCAGCAGCAGCAUGACUGCAAUCUCUUUCGGCUGAGCUGCUGCUGUAGACCCUGUCUUAGCUAUCGGGAAACUAUUAUACAACUGUUUGUGGAGGAUUUCGAAUAUAAUACGUUAUGGGAACGGUUGCAGUUACUGAUAAAGAAGUUCUACGAUUUCAUACCGGAGCAAGAUGACUCGCAAUUGUAUAGCCGUUAUAUUCAGCUUAUGGACAAGUCGUCGCUCAAGUGGCUAACUGAUGGACGGAUCAACACGAAAAAGAACAUACAGAUUUCGUUGGGUUCCAAUCUGCCGCUGUCGAACGAGAUGACGUUUAUUCUGGUGUUUAGCAUGCUAUACACGCGCGAUCCGCAUCAAUUGUUUGAGUUGCUCUGCCUGCAGCUGCGAUCGAUUGUGCGGGCCUAUAGUCAGGGUCUUCAGGAUUUGAUCAUUGAGUCGAGCGAUGGAGAGUUGCAAUAUAAUCCCACGGAGCUGCUCAAUUAUAUUCUCGACGGUUAUGAUAAACUUUGCCAUUCGGCAAAAGCGUUGUCCCCACUACUGUUUGAGUUGCAGCGAGGUCACUUGCAGCAGUUUUCACUGACAUGGUGUUUGAUCAAUAAACGUAUGUAUCAACGGUUUGUCUAUCUCGAGGUGCAAAAGAUCAUUCCUGAGUGCAUACUGAAGCUGAAGGAGCUGCUUUUUGAUGACGAAUAUAAAACUAUGGUUUACCGCUUUAUUCAAUUUGACGACGAGAUGAAUUCCACCUCGCAAAUUUGGCGUGAUGUUUGGUCGUUGUUGCAUGAUUAUCACAAGGCGAAGGAAGAUUCGGCCCGGAGAAAACGGAUCAGUUCAGCACACUCGUUGCUGCUAGCCGUAAAGGAGUCGGAGUUUAACUUUAGUCCGGAAAUUCAACGGCAGAAGGAGCGGCCCAUUGUUGAGUGGCUUUCACUGGAUGAUCGCAAUCUGGUGUGGCAUUAUGUGGUUCACAGUUUAAAAAACAAGUGGAUUGCCUGCACCAAUCCGAGGUUGACUGCUUCCAUUGAAAACAUUCAGUGUAGAAAGUGUAAUUUUGCACUAGCAACACAUUUCGUGGCAUGCGAAUGUCGUACUUGUUUUAUCGCCGGUGGCACUUGUCUGGGUAUAUCCAAGGAGCAGUUGUACUGCGCCAAGUGUUCUUUCUUUAAAAAGUUGGACCGUGACUAUCUGGACUACAUUGGUGAUUUUUUUAACAAACCUUUGUGCGAGAAACAAUUGCAUGAACGAAAGCAGCUCAACGGUAUGGCUACUUCUUCACAGUCUUCGUCAUCGUCAAGUUCGACAACGGAAAUCGCUUUGCCAGAUCUAUCCGAGGGUCAACUCCCGUUGCGGUCGGAAGCAACAUCUGGGGCUGCGGUAAAGGAUGGAUCCAGUUCGUCUGCCGUGGCCACCACUGUUUCGAUGACCAUGGCCUCAAUAGAUAACACUAGUCUUUAUCAUAUUUCCUGGGCCAUUUUCAAGCAUUUGCCGGAACGGACUGCGUACACGUGGACGACCCUCGAACCUAAGAGAUUUUGCAUUUUUCAGGGUGAACCAUGCAAAAUUAAUGCAUGCCGCGUAGCAAUUAACAUAAUUGCAAUGCUAUAUCCGCUGAAUUUGUCGAAAUUUCUCAUAAAAUCCUAUCAUCCAUUAAAGGAAGAGGAACGCAGAAAGAUGGCCGAGAAUUGGAACAUAGAUGUUAAAAAUUUUAUGCAGCGAUUCUGCGACGACAUCAACAAACGUUGGCGAACGGAAGUCGCCGAUCGGAUUCACCCAUUGCAUUUCCUCGAUCUACUCUGGGAGUCCGAUGAUUCCGAAUCGACACUACUCAGUGACAUGGCAUCGGCGUUUGCCGAAUGGUUUCUCAUUGAUUUCCAAUUUCCGCAGCGUAAUGUAAUCUAUCAGUAUUUCACCAAGUUCUUUUUGGCGAAAGGUACCGAUAUUGAGUUCGACAUGAAGUGCUUUGAGAGUGUCAGUGGAUCUCGAUUGUUCAAUUGGAGCACACCAGCAUCUCCAUUGCGGCAAAUGAUUGCUGACGAUAUGCAGAGUAAAUUGUUGGGUGUUAACUGGAGUACGAUUCUGCCAGAGGAGGCCUUAGCGGCUAUAAAUGGUGAUGACUUGACGGUUGCAUCGGCCAAGCUAGAGGCUGUUGCUCCGGGAAGUGUACUGUUGGCGACGGCAACCACGACUGUCUCUAGUCCAACUUCGGCGGCGAUGGCUGCCGCUGUGAUCGAGCCAAUCGUAAAGCUUUGCUCCGACGACGGUUCCAUCUGCAAGGACUGCAAGGAGUGUUUCACUGACACGGUUACCAAGUCGGAGAUUUUCGAAAAGGAAAUCAAAAAACCAUUGGUUGAGGCACUCAAACUUGCAGCUAGUAAUAAAAUUCUUGAAACGGAGCUCAAGACACUGCAAAAGGAACACAGUAUGUUAAAAGAUAUGGUGCGAGAUUUGGAGCAAAUUCAUGAGCAGAAACAUAGUUCCGUUAAUCAGCAGUGUAUAAGUGACAGCAGUUGUAGUACCAAUAAUCACAGCGGUACGAAUCACGGUUGCAACGCUGCAAGCAACAACAUUAAACCGACAAACACAGCUAAGAGCAUUGAAACUACUAGUAGUACGGUUCCGAAGUCGACUGUUGCCAAUGGUGGUAGUGGUUCCCAUUCGACUGUACCCGGUGGUAGUGCUUCAACGUCAAGUGUGAAAUCAACCGUCAGCAGUCCGGCAAAGGCUAUGCUGAAUCAAGCAACCAAUACUCCAUCCAAACCUCCAACUCUCCAGCAACAAGCUGCUACGAAAACUAACCAAUUGGGAAUGCCUUCCAAAGCUACAACGGUUGGGGCAAAUUCUUCUGUAGUAGCCGCAAAUGUCACUGGGAAAGUUAAUACUAAGGCAACCAGUACUCAGGUUGUAGCUACUGCUGCUACGGGAGGAACAACUUUGACACCACCAGUGGCAACCCCCUCUACGAGUACUAGUGGCAGCAAUCCACACGUUAUCCAGUCCAAGGAGGAGCACAAGAAGACUUGUCACCGUGGUGGUGCGAACGGAAGCGAAAAGGGAGACGGUUCCUGUGUUUGUUACUAUUGUACUCUCUUCGGGCAAAGUGUUUGUUUGGAAUGUAAUCACAACCAGCGAACGAACGAAACUCGCGAUCGAUUGCGAAAGAAAAUAAAGCAGUUACAAAGUAACAAAGACAAUCAGCAGCUUAAAUCGUUGAAUCUGAAAAACAUCAAAAUUCCUCCGGGUGGUCUGCUGAAGAAAAUCAACACAAACAAGAGUAACUCGACGAAUGUGGUCACGAACAACAACAACGGGGCCGCUAAUGGUUCCAGCGCAACAGUUCCUACGAUCACAAAGGAGUCGAUCACGUCCAAGGUAGAAGCAAUGAGAAAUAGCAACCAGAAGAUGCCUUCGAUAAACCCGUCGGUGACUGGUGGGCUGGCAGCAGCUAACGCAAAAAUUCCAAUGGUGUCCGCUCCCUUAUCAGUGGCGAAAGGCAGUUUACCCGGUGCUAAGGGUGCUGCUAGCGGAAAAGAUGCCGUUCAGCAUUUAUCAUCACAACAGCAACAUCAAAAAUCUGCUGCAAAUGGUGUGGAGACACUAAAGAACCCUCCGCCUCCGCCCAUGAUUGAGGAAAAAUCGCUUGACGAUAUCCUACGGUUUAUCGAAGGCGAUGAUGACGAUGACAAGAGCUCAAAUAACAAGAAAGCAACCAAAAAAGUCAAGCAGAAGCAAAAGAAGCAGGAGCUAAAGAAAAUCACUGAACUUGGAGAGCUAAGCCAAAAAUUUUCCGAAUUUCAUCUGGAAGAACAAAAGGCUCAGAAAAGGCUACAGUUCCAGCAAAAUCUGAAAAAGAAAGACAAAAAACAGUUGCUGGAAGAUAUCAAAGCGUUCGAGGCGAAAAAGGUGCAGCUGCAGACAGACAUCAGUAGUCUUGUGUCGAGCAUCAAGGACAAUAAUCCUGAGUUUAAUUUCAAACUUGAUGGUAGCACAGAUCAAAGCGGUGAAAGCGCAUCGGUUUCGAAGGGGAAACACGAACAACAAGCUGUAAAACAGUCGAAGUCAGUCCCUUCAACGGUUGAUAAACCACAGCAGAUGCCUGCCAAGUUGCAACAGAACAUAAAUCUUCUACAGCAACAAAAGCAACGUCAACAACAGCAGCUUAUCCAACAGCAUCAGAAAUCGCCACAACAUCCGCAACAACCGCAGCAACAACAUUCUCAAGACAAUGUCAGCAUAGAUUCCACACGUAGGAUGGUAACCAUAAAGCGAACUUUUCUACCACAUGCAGAGCCACAGGUUACCGUGACCGCGAAGGGACCUUCUCCGGAUAAGGAUCAGCUGCUAUAUACAUUUAUUAACGGACAGUUAGUGCCUCCAGAACCAGUUACUACGUCAACCAGUGGCAAAGGAAAUGUUUCGCAAACGGCAGGAAAAAAACAGCAACAACAAGAGAUACAAAAUCAACUCAACCGAAUGAAGAUGAAGAUGGCGUUCAAUGAUGCUAAGCAGAUCAGUGAUAUGAUUGUAAAAAGUCAAUUUACGAACGACACCGACGUUUGGAUUACAGAACGAUUGCUGAAGCUUAGUCUGAAAGAACAGUCCCAGCAGCAGCAGUCGAUGCGGGAAAUUGACGAACUGAUGCAGAAGAUACAACAGCAACAAAAUGGUAACGCAGAUAGGAAAAAGAAUACAGAAGAUAUUGUCUUGCUGACCAACAGGCUGUCCGAAAAGCUGGCACAGAUUAGAAGCAAGGCGAAGAGUUCAGUGAGUGAAGCACAAGCGAAAGCUGCAUCUCAAAUGUUGCAGAAGAUUGUGCAGAAACUAGAAGUCGAAUCAACCGGAGCAAGUGGUACGGACAGCGAGAGCUCAAAGAAAAAGAAAAAGAAGAAAAAACAGGAUAAGGUCGCGGAUGAGUUAGAUGAGAUCGAUAAAAUAGUUGCUUGGCUAGAUGAGCUUCAAGUUGGCACAGAACAGAAGAAAGUCGACAAAAAGCAACCGGUGGAGAAGGCUUUGGGUAAGGUUUUAAAUCGCAAGCUCAGUAAAGAAUCAAUAAGCUCGAGUGGCAGUGCUCAGAAAGCUAAAGAUACGAAAGAUCUGAAAGCGAAAACAAAACCUAAGCCUGAAGAGGGUAAAGAACAAUUGAAGAAAGAGAAGGAAGUACUCCCAAAGAAAUCAUUGCCUCGCAAAAAAAGUGAGGUUUACAUCGAUCCGGAGUUUGACAAUAACGCAUUCAAGUUACUAAAUUUGGACGACACCGAAUCGGCAGAUGAGGAAGAUGAAUUACAGGAAGUUGAAGCAGCUCAACCGGUUAUUAAAGAACGGCCGAAGUCACCAUUAAGGCCAUUAACGCCACCCUCACCGAAAAUUGAAGUGCCGAAACGGCCACCAACGCCCCCAGAUCCAAUACAGCCAGUUGUAGUUAGUAGCAAAAAAGCUACUAAAAAGAAGAACGAAAAACUGAAGGAGCUGCCCAAAGUUCAACCUGCAACUUUGAUCAAGGAUGGUAAACAGAUCAAAAACAAGGAAAAUCUUGCACCACCAACCGUGCAAUCUGUUUCGAGAAAUUCCAGAAACAACACCGGAAACGCAACGAAUGUUCAACAACCUAAUGGUAAAAAACCUGCCGCUGCCGUUUCUGUUGCAGUAGUUCAACCUCCAGACAAAUUAGGACAGGACAAUCCGGCUCUCUCUAAACGCAAAAAGAAGCUCCAACAAAAGCAACAAGAACAGCAGCAUUCCAAGGGGAAUACACAGCCUAAACAGCAAAAGAAACAGCCACAACAGCCGCAAACUAAUUCAAGUAAUGUUCGACAGAUUGACAAAACAAUCAAAACUGCUGAUCGUUUGGUCAAGUCUUCUAACGAUCGACGGUCGAAGGUUAAUAUUGGUGCUGAUACUACAUUGGAAUUGAUAGGUGAAUCAGUUACGACUCCGCCGACCCAGUCAACGGGUCGAGGAAGUGGCCUGCCGACGAAGAUUCCGAAUACUUUUCCACCGGGCGACACCUCGUUCGGGGCAAGCAUUAUGGAUCAGUUGAGUCGAGGUAUACGCGUUGAAGGGCUACAGCUGCCUCCUGGUAUUACCCUAACGCGUGUAGAUGCAGCUCAGGCUGAAGCCAUCAAAGCCAAGCGUGAAUCGAUCAAGAAAAUUUGUGAGCCAAUGCAAACGGUACAAUCAGAACCGCCAGUUCCUCCAGUUUCGUCUCAGAUAAUGAUGGGAGUUCCCGGCGGUGUUGUACCAGGGAUGCUUAUGAUGAACCCAAUGAUGGCACAGCCAAACGCUCCCGGCAAAGAUGCUGUCAUUAUGGUCGAAACCCAUAAACUAAAAAGUAAUUCCGUUGGUGACAAUGAGAAAAAGCCGAGUAAGAGAAACAAACGAAAGAAUAGAAACAAAAACAAGCAGGAUGCAUCGAAAGAUGGUCAGUCGCGCUCGGAGGGUGGUAAAAAUUCUAAAAAUAACUUUGUUACCCUACGGAAUCCGAUGUUUCAAGGUGCUCCCCAGCGGGGUGGUGCUGCUCCAAAUGACCCGACGGCAGCAGGUGCCCGCUCUACCCUAGGGUAUGACCAACCGGCAACCAUUUUUAAGAAUGACAACGGAAUGUUUACCAUACGUAAUCCGGCUUUGCAUCAGGCUUUAUCUGGAGGUGUGCCACCUUCAACCAGUGGGUUCAGACCAUUCAACACCAACUACCUGGUGGAGAACGGAAUCUUUCCUCCAACCGGUGCGACUAAUGCCGCAACGGCUAACUAUUUCCAGCAGCAGCAGCAGCAUCAACAACAGCAGCAACAGCUUGCCGGUAACCUGAUGCCAACGGUAGCUUCGAGUAAUUCGAACGCAUUUUCAGCAGCAGUGGAACCACCACGCAAGUAUAGCUCCGCAAUUGGCAGUGAAAUGAAAAAUGCUCAAAAGCAGAAGCAACAGCAUCAGCAGCAGCAACAGCAUCAUCCACACCCGCUUCACAGCUCGUGGCAGCAGUUGAACGGUUCAGUUCCGUCGCAAACCGCCGAUUCGUAUAACCCGCUCUCAUUGGGACCGAAUCCGAAUCCACGAUGUUAUUCACCCUUCGAAAGUUUGCAGUAUGGGUUAACAGGAAGCCAGGAUUACAUGAAUCCACAAAGCCCAUCAGCUGGCUUUUUCCCGCUCAGUUCUCCUUCAACUAUGAGUGCAAUCGGAUCCGAGCGGUCACAAGCAAGAGCACAUGCGGCCGCUGUCAUGUCUUCUACCGCCAAUAAUCCUAGUUGUCGAAGGCUUUUUGGUGCUCCGAGCGGUGCACCGAUUGGUGGCAGCUGUGCUAAUACACAUUGCUGUGACGAUUCGUCGGGAUCGUUUUACGAUGGAAUGGGCAGCGGUUGUUCUCCCUCAAACCACAAAUAUGAUGACUUGUCUUUUUUGCAAAAUCUGCAACCCGGUCAAAGGUUGAAUAGUGAGGUAACGAUUCACAAUAUUAACGAAUCAAAGUUUCUACGGCAACAGGGGCAGAACUUGACCAACGACAUCGAGAUUACACGAAUACCUGCACCAGGUACUUCCGUCUCAUCAUCUGGUUAUAGUCAUCCGCCACAGCCACAAACUUUACCGCAUACACUGCUGAUGUCGCCAGUCGGUUCCACCAUCAGUAGCGAUGCGACACCAGCAAUGUCGACAGUUUCUUCGAUCGCCGGUGGAACGCCGGUGGGUGCAACAAAUGCAGCCCAAGCGGCCAAUCUGCUUGCACUGAACGAUAUCGAAACUACCCUAUUUCUGCAAAAAUACCAUCAACAGCAAUUACAGCUUCAGCAGCAGCUUCAACAGCAAAUGCAGCAACUUCAGCUGCAACCCCUCAGCCGGCAGCAACAGCAGCAGCUGAUUGGAGAAUAUGGAGAAAACAUCUUUGCACCAAAUCAAAUGGUCAAUCUGAACGAGUUGGAAUCGGAGGAGCGUGAUAUUGAAUCUUUCAAACGGUUCAAUUAUUACUUCGAUCCCCCGAAGAACAAACCCAAAAUCAAUUUGAAUGUGAAGGAUAUUGUGGCGAAUAAUAAGAAACCAGGCAGUGGCACUGCCUGUAGCAGCAACCACGUGGCCUCCAGUGGCGGCAGCAGCAGCAGUAGCAGUAUCAGCAACGAUAACAACCCUGGUGGCGUUAGCAUAGGGGAAGACAUCCAGCCGAUUCGGCCGCAGGCACCCAUCGGGACACCCUCUCAAAAAGGUCUCCAUCAGCAGCAGAGUACGCCUGUGUCAUCGGUUGGCACGGGUGUCUCCACCAUGCUCUAUCCGGCAACCUCGGACAGUCCGGCCUCGUCAGCGUCAAUCUUCGAUGGAAUUUCGUCGUCGAUGAGUAGCCAUGCACACUCUUGUGAUGAUUUGUACAACGAUUUGCUCACCACGACGGGCAAUCUGAGUUUAAAUUUGAAUUUGAACCUUACCCAGCUGCAGCAAUCCAACUCGGACCCUAUAGCAUACGAUAGUUUUGGCAUGGGUGGCGGGGCACCCAGUUUGAGCAGCGUUGGUAGUUCCUCCACCGGUGGAGGCGGAGGGGCAAAACCCUCGACCAAUGAGCUGACUCAAAGUAUUAUCAGCAAUUGAAAAUGUGAUCAGUAGUGAAUUUUCCUGCCAGGUUCAGGUUUGUAAAAAUUGUGCUUAAGCGUUACGUAAGCUGCUUACGUAGCAAGCUGAAAUGAUCCGAUCAACCAACCAACAUUUUAUCAAAUAUUGUCAAAGUUGCCUUCAAACAGAAGUGCCAUAGAUUUCCUCCCCAAAACAGAAAACACAACAACAAAACAGUUAAUUAUCGGAUGCACGAGCAAACCUGUAUCAGGUAAUGGGAACAUUCUCCUAACAAAUGGGAUAACAAUUGCACACGACAGAAAUUUUGACUGCCACUAUAUAAAAAAACGGAUCCACGCUACCCCAUUCAAGCAAGAAGAAGGGGGCCCAUUGUGUCACAGAUUAGUAAGAUUUAGUAUCUUCAAACAAAAGAAAAAAUGUUAAAGCUUGUCUCCUCCCGUGAGAGGUUAAACAGUACAGCAGUAAUCGUCGGUCAAACGAAUCUAUUAAACAACACCACAUACCAACUUGAA